UUCGCGCGUGGGAGUAACAAAAUCCUCGCGCUCGAUUUAAACACGUGUCAUUAUCUUAAACCUCCACGUCGGUCAGUCUCAUCCAAACUUAGAGAGAGAAAACUCUAUUUUCCUGAUUCGUUUUCUCGGGGAAAUUUUCUGGCAGAGUCGCGACGAGGAAACUGGACCAUGAUUCUGAGGAAAGUAUGGGGAUCGAUGUGGAGCCGAUCGAAUAGUAACAAGGAAUCGGCGAGUCAGGGUCCUCUGUCGACGUCUCUUGGCGCGUUCGAUGAUCUCCCGAUGGAUAUUCUAAUCCAGAUUCUGAUGUUGAUGGAGCCAAGAGACGCGGUGAAAUUGAGCUUAGCUUGCAAAGCGUGGAGAUGUUUGGCUUGUGGUAAUCGUCUCUGGAUAUUCUAUCUCCAGUGUUCGCAGGAGUCGUGGGACUCCAUCUUCUUCGGGGAAACUAGUUUGCGUUCUGGUUAUCCUCUCCGAAUGCUUUCUAGCCAAUCAGGGGAGUUGUCUUUCAUGCGCAUUUAUGGACAGAGGGCACAAGUCCCUGGCUCUAUCAUUAUCGAUGGUGGUUCUGGAUAUUGCAAAUUUGGUUGGAGCAAGUAUGCUUCACCUUCUGGACGUUCUGCUACUUUUCUGGAAUUUGGCAACAUCGAGUCACCCAUAUACGCUAGGCUUCAACAAUUCUUUGCAACCAUUUUCACCAGGAUGCAGGUUAAGCCCUCUAUGCAGCCAAUAGUGGUGUCACUGCCCCUCUGUCAUUUUGAUGAUACUGAAUCAGCCAAGGCAUCAAGGCGACAACUUAAGACUGCUAUCCUAAAUGUCUUGUUUGACAUGAAUGUUCCUGCUGUGUGCGCAGUUAAUCAGGCUGUUUUAGCCCUAUAUGCUGCACGGCGGACAUCAGGAAUUGUUGUUAACAUUGGUUUUCAAGUCAUAACCAUUCUUCCAGUUUUGCAUGGCAAGGUGAUGCGCCAGAUAGGUGUUGAAGUCAUUGGUUUUGGAGCGUUGAAACUCACGGGAUUCCUUAAAGAAAAGAUGCAAGAGAACAAUAUUACCUUCCAAUCGCUCUACACUGUUCGUACCUUAAAAGAGAGCCUGUGUUAUGUGGCGCUCGAUUAUAAAGCUGAACUUUCAAGGGACACACAAGCUUCAAUGAAAAUUGCGGGUGAAGGAUGGUUUACUCUGUCAAAGGAGCGUUUUCAGACAGGAGAGAUAUUAUUCCAACCACGUAUUGCUGGACUGCGUGCAAUGAGUUUGCACCAGGCAGUCGCGCUCUGUAUGGACCAUUGUGAUGCAGCAGGAGUUACAGGUGAUGAUAGCUGGUUCAAGACUGUAGUAUUGGCUGGAGGAAGCGCAUGUUUGCCAGGACUUGCAGAAAGGCUAGAGAAAGAACUGCAUGACCAUCUUCCUUCUUAUAUAUGCAAUGGAGUCAGAGUGAUCCCUCCUCCUUGCGGCGUAGACUCAGCGUGGCAUGGAGCAAAGCUUAUCAGUAACUUAAGCACGUUUCCUGGUCCUUGGUGUAUCACAAGGAAGCAGUUCCGUCGCAAAUCAAGACUAAUGUGGUGAAUCUCUCAGGAACUUUACGUUGUUUACCUUCACAAAGACUGAGCUAUUCGGUUUGUAAGUGAGAGGCAGGUAACAGUUGCCUGCAAAUAGUUACAGUGUACUGAUUGUAUAGGUAUAGACUUAUAGUGUUCCGUUAUUGAUGGUUCUCCAUAGCCAUAGAAAACCAUUAUGAAGAAUUAAUAAGUUUGUUAUACAUAUUGUAUUUAAAUAACUUGUUGAAACCUCUGGCUGAUUUAUAUAUAUAGAGAUAUGGUUAUCAUUUCACAAUCUGCUUUUACUUCAUUGGUCGGCUAAUAGAAGAAGAGACAAUGGAUACACAAAGGUCCUACGAAUAAAUAUAUAUCAUUAGAAGUAUCUGAAGUUCCCUAAACCAAAAGAUAUACGGAGACCAUAACAGAAACGGGAAUCCAAACAUGAGAACUAGCGGUGGCACUGGCUGCGUUUAGGUCUGCUUCUGAAUUGGGAGGCAUAGCAGGGCAUUCAAGUCCUUCUUUACCUUCUCGACACUGGUUAGCGAAAAGUCCAGGUGGGUAUUUUCCAUAGAUAUUGAUGUAAUUGAACAUAGUGCUUGCACAAUUUGUGGUCAGGUCGUCGAUCUCUUCGGCGUAUGGACACGCAAAGUCCUUAAAGGAAGAGCAACAUUCCUUUGCUGGGAAUCUGGGACCUUUGCAUU
Messenger RNA from Eruca vesicaria subsp. sativa (arugula), 2227 nucleotides. NCBI's taxonomy places the organism in Eukaryota, Viridiplantae, Streptophyta, Magnoliopsida, Brassicales, Brassicaceae. The record is from the annotation of a GenBank genome assembly.